Rotaria sp. Silwood2 is the source of this 486-nucleotide messenger RNA. NCBI's taxonomy places the organism in Eukaryota, Metazoa, Rotifera, Eurotatoria, Philodinida, Philodinidae. The record is from the annotation of a GenBank genome assembly.
AUGCCCAAAAAACCAGCAAAGUAUGGCAUUAAAUUUUGGUUAUUAUGUGAUUUUGAUACUCGAUAUGUUCUUGCAUUAGAAUUAUACACGGGAAAAAUAGAAAAUGUUGUUCAACGAAAUCUUUCUACAAAUGUAGUUUUACGUCUGAUUGAUCAAUUGCCUAGUAAUAUACAACAAGGUCGCAAUGUCACUUAUGACCGUUAUUUCACAGAUUUCAACUUGACUCAAGCUUUAUUAGAAUGCAAAAUGACUUCACUUGGUGUUGUUGAUCAUAAACGAUCUUUUGUUCCGAUUGAAUUAAAAGUUGUCCGAAGUGACCUGUACUCAUCAUGGUUUUAUUUUAAUGGUUCAAAUGUAAUAUUAUCUUACCAAGCAAAAAAAAAGAAACUACCUAUUAUUUUACUAUCAACAUCACAUGAGUUGCCGGAAAUAUUUGAUGAUGACAAAAAGCUUCCAACUAUGAUUCAUGAUUAUAAUCAAACCUAG